Molecule: messenger RNA, 1542 nt
Organism: Cygnus olor (mute swan)
Lineage: Eukaryota; Metazoa; Chordata; Aves; Anseriformes; Anatidae
Product: vesicular inhibitory amino acid transporter-like
Exons: 2
Coding region: 351-1517 (388 amino acids)
Biological process (GO): amino acid transmembrane transport
Cellular component (GO): vacuolar membrane
Molecular function (GO): amino acid transmembrane transporter activity
Source: RefSeq, a predicted model, not a curated record
UCCGGUUAAAAUUGCCAUUGUCGAUUUUUUAAAUAUUUAAACAAGCAUUAUAUAUAUAUAUAUAUAUAUAUGAAGAUAUUUAUUUGCACUCCUCUAAGCUGCAUAUAAAUAUCAUUUUGCUGAAAACUUCACAGUUACAAGCUAUAGUGAAACUACCACUUAUGCUCUUGACUCACAGCUUCUGGUAUUGACUCAUGCUUUCCUUGACUCCACUGUUUGUCUGCAUUUGUUUCCUGUUAUCUCACCCUUAGAUUUUAAAUUCUUUGGAGAAGAGACCAUCUUUUUGCAGUCUGUUUGCACAGUGUCUUGCACAAUGGGAUUCUGAUCAAGGGCUUCCAGGUGUUCCAAUAAUGAAAAAAAUUUUCAAAGGAAUUUUCGUCUUAGGAUUGCCGUAUGCUAUUCUCCACAGUGGAUACAGUGGCCUGUUUCUUAUUGUCUUGGCUGCAGCAUUAUGCUGUUAUACAGGCAAAAUUCUAAUCACUUGCCUGUAUGAAGAAAAUGAAGAUGGGCAGCUCAUAAGAGUGAGAGACACAUAUGAAGACAUUGCAAAUGCCUGCUGCAGAAAGCUAUCUCCCAACUUAGGUGGUAUAGUUGUCAAUGUGACCCAAGUUAUGGAACUGAUCAUGACAUGUAUUUUGUAUCUGGUUGUUAGUGGGAACUUGCUGUCACACAGUUUUCCGUAUGUACCAAUGACUGAGAAAACUUGGUCUGUAAUUGCAUUUAUUACAUUGCUGCCUUGUGUAUUUAUCAAGACUCUCAAAAUUGUUUCCAGACUCAGCCAGCUUUGCUCCUUGGUUCAUUUCAUUAUUAUCUUUGUAGUGAUGACUUACUGUCUCACACAAAUACAUCAGUGGUCCUGGGCAAAAUUCAAACUCUCCAUUGAGUUUGAGGACUUCUUGGUUUCUAUAGGGGUGAUCGUUUUCAGUUACACUUCACAAAUAUUUCUUCCCACUCUUGAAGGUAACAUGAAAAAACCAGGGGAAUUUAGGUGCAUGCUGAAUUGGACUCAUUUUUUGGCUUGUGUCUUGAAAACAACUUUUGCCCUGACUGCAUUCUUAACCUGGGGUGAGGAGACAAAGGAAGUUAUUACUGACAACCUGCCAUCAUUUCUUCAAACCCUAGUGAAUUUGUGUCUUUUAACCAAGGCUCUUCUUUCUUACCCUUUGCCCUUUUUUGCAGCCACAGAAAUUGUGUAUGCUUGUAUUUCUAGAGGUAACUAUUCCAAUUACAGUUCUCCACUGUUUGCUCUGGGUCUAAGAGGCUCAUUUCUCCUGUUAACUCUGCUGAUGUCCAUGUUCAUACCACAUUUUGCCCUGCUGAUGGGUUUAACAGGCAGUAUAACAGGUGCUGCUAUGACUUUUCUUCUUCCUUCUCUCUUCCACUUAAAACUUAAAUGGAAAAAACUAUCCUUCUUUGAGAAAUGUGCAGAUAUCUCUGUUUUUAUUUUGGGUUUCCUUUGCAGCCUUGCAGGCAUAGUUUGCUCAAUAAGAGGGCUACUUAAAGUAUUUGGAGGGUAAAAAGAAGGGUAAAAAGAUUUUCAGA